AUGGAGCGCCGGCAUUGCAUGUCGUUGCCGCUGCAGCAGCUGCUGCUGCUGCUUCUCGCAGCCGUGCUGCUGCUGUGCUGCCCCACACCAGCAGCAGCAGAGGGGAACUGCACGGCAGAAGACAUUAAGAUUAUUUGGAUGCCUUAUGUGCCUCCGCCGCAGCCGCAGCUGCCGCUGGCGCUGCCGCUGCCGGCGCAGCCGCAGCAGAAGCAGCGGCAGCAGCAGCAGCAGCUGCAAGGCACAGCCAGCGCCUUCGAGACCAUCCAGCACCUGGCAGCAGAAGCAGCAGCAGCUGCUGCCCGGGCGCACGAAGCGGUAACAGCAGCAACGAGCGCAGCUUCCGCUGUUGUUGCUGCUGAGGUUUCGGAUGCUUCUGCUGCAGGUGCUGCUGGCAGCAGCAGCAGCGACAGCAGCAACCUGCGAGACUCGAUGGAGUCUGCUGUGUCUUUCGGAGGCCGGGCGGCCCGCGAGGCGGCGCACGCGGCGCAGUAUGCGGGUGCAGCAGCAGCAGCAGCAGCAGCAGCAGCAGUGGCAGCGGCCGCAGUGGCCGCAGCAGCAGCAACGGACUCGCAGCAGCAACCCCCAGCAGCAGCAGCAGCAGCAGCCCUCCCCCUACCCAGUAGCCGCCGCGCCGGCCCACACCCGUCUUCGCAUUUUUUUAGAAUUUUGGAUGAGUGCGGCCGCAGGUCUUUGGGGGAUGCAGAGAAGACCACCAACUGCGUGCUGCUGCAGGUGCAGCAGCAAAUGCAGCAAAACAUUUCCAGGGCCUGCGUCAGCUGCUUCGGGGUGGCCACGGCUUGUGCUGCUUCCGUCUGCCGCAGGUCUUGUUUCAUCAACACUUGCUCAGAGCGGUGCAUCGAUAGGCUCUGCCGGUGCCGUGCGAAGAUUGAAGCAGGAUUGUUUUUUUUUUCAAAGUUUUGUGUCUCCUGUCUCUUUUAA
Eimeria necatrix is the source of this 939-nucleotide messenger RNA. RefSeq lists its product as hypothetical. The transcript is spliced from 2 exons. The coding region runs from base 1 to 939 and encodes 312 amino acids. NCBI's taxonomy places the organism in Eukaryota, Apicomplexa, Conoidasida, Eucoccidiorida, Eimeriidae. The record is from RefSeq and is a predicted model, not a curated record.